Jatropha curcas is the source of this 956-nucleotide messenger RNA. RefSeq lists its product as uncharacterized. NCBI's taxonomy places the organism in Eukaryota, Viridiplantae, Streptophyta, Magnoliopsida, Malpighiales, Euphorbiaceae. The record is from RefSeq and is a predicted model, not a curated record.
AGAAAACACAUAAAGUACAUAAAAAGUAGUAUCGGUGCUUCCAAAUGGAGCCAUAUUCCUAUAAGACCACUCAUGCGUUUGUGUCAUUGUGUGUGUGUGAGAUAGAGAAAGAACCUGCUCAAAAGGCACAGUUCUCUUGUUUCUUGCAUCUCCAUAUCUGAAGAAGGGAUGGGAAGAGGAAAGUUCAAGGGCAAGCCCACCGGUCACCGCCACUUCUCCACCCCUGAAGAACUCGUUGCAGGUAUCUCAUCUCGUCCACGGACUUUUAAACAGGAAGCUAGAGAGGAAGUGGAAGAAGAGUCUGAAGAGGAAGUGGAAGAAGAAUCUGAGAAGCGGAAAGGUGCUGAGGGACUAAUUGAGAUUGAGAACCCUAAUUUAGUAAAACCAAAGAGUUUGAAGGCUAAAGAUGUUGACAUGGGAAAAACAACUGAACUCUCAAGGCGUGAAAGAGAAGAGAUAGAAAAACAAAAGGCACAUGAACGAUAUAUGAGGCUGCAGGAACAGGGAAAAACUGAACAAGCAAGGAAAGAUUUGGAGCGCUUGGCCUUGAUAAGGCAACAAAGGGCAGAGGCUGCAAAGAAACGAGAUGAAGAGAAGGCUGCCAAAGAACAGAAGAAAGCAGAAGCUCGCAAGUAAGCAAGUUACAAGAAGCUCGUUGCAUCGUUCUUGGUUUGUUUUUCUGUCUAAGAUAUUUAACCUUACUCUUGUAAACUAAAGCAUAUCCAACCAUCCGUCUCGCCCACCGACCAAAAGAACAAACAGAAUUAUUCAGGAAUUCUUGAAAUUACUGCAGUUCAGUUUUGUUCUAUAAGCAUCUCAUAUCGACAAACCAACUAUUAAUGUAUUUUUAUCAAGGAAAUUGAUCUGGAUGAGUCUCUUGGUCUUGUCUACUGAAAUGUGAGAGGUGAAAGACGAUCUUUAUUAGUAAUAUACUAACAAUUAUUAUUAUCUUUCAA